Molecule: messenger RNA, 384 nt
Organism: Branchiostoma belcheri (Belcher's lancelet)
Lineage: Eukaryota; Metazoa; Chordata; Leptocardii; Amphioxiformes; Branchiostomatidae
Product: THAP domain-containing protein 10-like
Exons: 1
Molecular function (GO): sequence-specific DNA binding
Source: RefSeq, a predicted model, not a curated record
AUGCCUAACCAGUGUGUGGCAGCGAACUGCACGAACAAGAGGGCGGAUGGCUUUAGCCUUUUCCAGAUGCCAUCGGACGAAAAUCUGCGGGCGAAGUGGAUUCAGCAAAUUCGCCGUAGAAGAUCUGGCCCGAACGGAAAGCUGUGGAACCCAACCAAGAACUCGUUUUUGUGCUGUGCACACUUCACAGAGGACUGCUUCAACCCUGUCUCAAAGUUGAAGCAACAGUUCGGGAUUGAGAUGAAACAACACAAGAAGUUCUUGUUGCCCGGGGCUGUUCCAAGUAUCUUUCCCCGUGCCCGAGGCACAGAGUCAGAGGCGAGCACGGCGCAGCCUAAAAAGCGCAGGAAAUCUGGUGCAGUUGAGAAAAGGCGCAGAAUUGAG